UGAUUGGUCCAGGCCUGAAAAACAGCCUUCAGGAUCUAGAAUGUUGUACAGGCCUUGCAUUCGCACCAUGAGAAAUAUAACCUAAUUUAAUAAUACGACUGCGGAAAUACUGUUCAAACCGGAAAAGUGGAAUUAAAACAAGACAGUAGUGACUUGAUUUGGUGUUUCUCCUCCCUAGCUGAUUAAAAAAAACAUAACACUUCCCUGAUGGUUUGAGAGCUCAAAAUCAAAUAUGGAGUGGUGAAAUACUGUCAUUAGCAAUGUGUUUUUAAUCUUUCAGUAUUAACAUGUUGUUAAAGCUUUAAUGUCACAUGAACGAGUACAGUGAAAUGUCUUUCUUGCAAGCUCCAAACGCAACAAUGCAUUAUUCAAUGUUAAUGUUUAUUCAGCAUUGAAUCAGUGUUGAGACAUUUGUAAUGAGUUAUGCAUUGACAGAGGUCCUAAUUGAUCUGAUAUAAUUAGAUCAACUUAAUCAUUUACAUUACAUUUACGUCACUUAUCAGACGCUGUUAUCCAGAGCGAAUUACAGUUAGUGCAUUCAUAGCUAGGUUGGACAGUCAUAGUAAGUCCUCUAUAAAGUAGCAACCAGCAAAGUCAGAGCUAGUAAGAACAAUAAAAGAAUCCUCCACGUUUGUGUUGGUAGCAGACAGGAUAAAAAGAGAAUGGACCACGGUGGAGGGGUCUUGAACUUUCAGAUGCAAGACUCAAAGAUGCCACACACAAUGAUAAUGCAGGAUUUUGGUAUGGCCCACAUUGACGGUGAUCACAUUGUGGUUUCUGUGCCAGAGGCGGUGCUGGUGUCAGAUGUGACUGACGAGGAGGGAAUCGUGUUUGAGCAUGACCUGGGGUCAGAGGUUGUAGAGGGGCCAGACAUCUGCUGCAGCGACGAUCCUGACGGCAUAAUCAUGACCGAGUCGGUCCUGGGGGCCGAGGUCGCCAUUGAGGACGUGCUGGAUUCUGACCACCAUCACCAUGUGCUGACAACAGAUCUCAUAGAGGAAUCUGAUAGGGUUCCUGACCAGGUGUUUGAAAUUGUCACGGAGGAGGUCAUGGUCUCCAACUGCAACUCAGAGACGUAUGUGGAGGAGCAGGAGGAGAUUGAAGACUCUGCAGUCACCAUCCAGGAGCCAGACGACGAUGCUGGAGAGAGCGUCUCCGAGGACUACCUGAUGAUCUCCUUGGACGAUGUUGGGGAGAAGUUGGACAUGGAGGACACGCCCCUGAAGAUGGGUUCUGAGGUGAUGGAGGAUGGCUCCAAAGAGGGUGACUAUGACUCUGAGUGCAUCAAAGUCUACAUCUUCAAGGCAGAGGCUGAUGAUGAUAUAGGUGGCACAGAGAUUGUAGCUGAGAGCGACUUCCACAACGGUCACGCAGUGCUGGAGACUGGGGGCAUUGGCAAGCUGUCUCGAGAGAAGAUGGUCUACAUGGCAGUGAAAGACCCAUCGCAGGAGGAUUCAGAGAUCAACUGCACUGAGAUGGCAGAUGAGGUGUACAUGGAGGUGAUAGUGGGAGAGGAGGAUGCCCCUGCCAUCCAGGACUCACUGGAUGACUCCAGCCACAAUAAGACCUUCGGCACUGUAGCCUGGGCUGCAGCUUAUGGUAACAGUCUGGACUCCAGGCUGGAGAACAAGACCAACACAGGGACACAUUACCUGAAGAUCAGCGACAGCCUGAGUACAAGUAGAGCUCUCAAACAGAAGAUCAAGAAAAAGAAAAAGGGAGAAACACGUCAGUGUCAGACAGCUGUGAUCAUUGGUCCAGAUGGCCAGCCUCUGACUGUGUACCCCUGCCACAUCUGCGGGAAGAAGUUCAGAUCGCGAGGCUUCCUGAAGAUCCACAUGAAGAACCACCCCGACCACAUCUUCAAGAAGAAGUACCAGUGCACAGACUGCGAUUUCACCACCAACAAGAAGGUCAACUUCCACAACCACCUGGAGGGCCACAAGCUCAUAGUGAAGAAUGACCGGGUCCCAGAGUUCACUGAGGUCACGAGGCGUUACUGUGUGGAGAGCCCACUCAGCUCCAAUAAGCUCAUCCUACGUGACCAGGAGCCCAAGCUGCACCACUGUAAGUACUGUGACUAUGAGACAGCCGAGCAGGGCCUUCUCAACCGCCACUUGCUGGCUGUCCACAGCAAGAGCUUUGCCCAUGUGUGUGUGGAGUGUGCUAAAGGUUUCCGCCACCCCUCUGAGCUCAAAAAGCACAUGAGGACCCACACGGGUGAGAAGCCCUACCACUGCCAGCACUGUGAGUUCUGCUGUGCAGACCAGUCUAACCUGAAGACCCAUAUAAAGAGCAAGCACGGAGCGGAGCUGCCCUUCAAGUGUGGCCACUGUCCCCAGGCCUUCUCUGACGAGCGGGAGCUGCAGAAGCACAUGGAGAUAUUCCAGGGCCACAAGACGCACCAAUGUCCGCACUGCGAGCAUAAGAGCACCAACUCCAGCGACCUGAAGCGCCACAUCAUCUCCGUGCACACUAAGGACUUCCCUCACAAGUGUGACGUGUGUGAGAAGGGCUUCCACCGGCCCUCGGAGCUGAAAAAACACACAGAGACUCACAAAGGUGCCAGGCUGCACCAAUGCCGCCACUGUGACUUUAAGACCCCAGACCCCUUCAUACUCAGUCGCCACAUCCUGUCCGUCCACACCAAAGACUUGCCCUUUAAGUGCAAGCGCUGCCGACGGGGCUUCAGGCAUCAGCUGGAACUGAAGAAGCACAUGAAGACCCACAGUGGACGGAAAGUGUACCAGUGCCAGUACUGUGAGUACAGCUCCUCUGACGCUUCUGGUUUCAAACGGCACGUCAUAUCCAUCCACACCAAGGACUAUCCCCACCGCUGUGACUACUGCACUAAAGGCUUCCGUAGGCCCUCUGAAAAGAGCCAGCACAUUGCGCGGCAUCACAAGGAUGUUUUAAUGUAAAGUGCUUCUUCACACACCCUUUCCCAUAUUCAGAACAAUAUGAUUCUCACUCACUAUAGAGCAGGGAAUUACAAUUAUUUCAAUGUGAUAAAUAAAGGAUGACAAUUGUCACAUUUUCCUCGAACUGCAUUAGUAAUUUAUUAACUUGUCCUCACAUCACCAUUAAUACUCAAACCUGGGGUGCUAUUCAAACAAACCUCAAGUCAGAUAAAUCCUGAAUCAGAACACUGCUUGAAAGCAUACAUUUUCUCAGUAGUAUGCUUGUCUGGGUUGUUGGAAUAGCACACCACUUGUCAUAUGCAGUAUCAGUGGUAAGAUAACUCUGUAAUUUAUCUGUUGACUGUAUUCUCACUGUUGACCUUGGGGUAACCAUUAUCUGACAAGUCAUUGUAUGAUUUUUAGUAAUGUUACUGCUAGCAAAUUGUGAAAAACAUACAUUUAAAGACCCAGUUCUAAUUUCAAACAUAAACAGUCAUCUGUAUCAGUUUUCUCUGUAUUCAAAAGCAUGAAAAGGGGAUGUGGACAACCCAGCUUUUUACUUCUAUUUGUCCUUUGAAAUAAUCGCUUGUCAAACAAUCAGGGGUUUUAAUUUGUCCCAUGUGUGCACUGGUAAAAUCAUGUUGCUCAAAGCCAAUAACAUGUUUACUAUCAGGAAUGUCUCAUGUAUCAGAUCCAAAUCAGUGUUAUCUAUUCUCUGUCUGUCAACUGAAAUAUUAGGAGCUUUAGUAAAUAAAGACAUCUCCUGAUGAAUUGUUCACCUCAACCUAUUACUUUCAUUCACUCUAUUUGCCAUCAUUCAGUAACAAAGAAUGUACCAACAAGUGGAUUUGUGUUAAGAUGACAGUGUUUUGCAUCUUACAAUAAGGGCGCCUACUGACACCAAGUUAUCCAAUGAUUGACCUAGAGGUGAAAUUAAGAUUGUAUUUUGUUUAUUGAUUUAAAAUGAUUAACAUCUGAUUUGUAGAAAAUAAAUGUUCUUUUUGAAAGCAUC
Messenger RNA from Oncorhynchus gorbuscha (pink salmon), 3912 nucleotides. Its product is annotated as zinc finger protein 711-like. NCBI's taxonomy places the organism in Eukaryota, Metazoa, Chordata, Actinopteri, Salmoniformes, Salmonidae. The record is from RefSeq and is a predicted model, not a curated record. Gene Ontology annotation, molecular function: DNA-binding transcription factor activity, RNA polymerase II-specific; RNA polymerase II transcription regulatory region sequence-specific DNA binding; metal ion binding. Gene Ontology annotation, cellular component: nucleus. Gene Ontology annotation, biological process: regulation of transcription by RNA polymerase II. Bases 663 to 2921 code for a protein of 752 amino acids. The transcript is spliced from 8 exons.